GUGUCUCUCUAAUCGUUUACACUUUUGGGGUGAGCGGACUUCCUUCACUGGGAGGCAACUUUAAAUGGUGCAUAAGUCGCAAUAAAUAGAGUAUUGACGUUACAUUUUCCCUUUUCCACCAUUAUCCUGGGAUGUGGAAAAUUUAAUUUUCUAGUGCAACAUUUCGCUGUGUGUGCCGAAAUAAUAUGAAUAGAGGAAAAUCUGUGUACUUUUGCUACUCUGUGGCUAAAUAUGAUUGUUCUGCUGGACAGAAUAUAUAUUGUAUGUAGUGUGAAUUGAAAGAAAAUAUUAUUCAUUGUGAGUUGGCUGUCAUAUUGUGCCAGAGAACGGCUAUCGUUAAUUGGAAUGGUUUUAAAUGUGCAUGCGAGAGAAUAUUUGUGUUUAAUUCUCCACUGGGCAGCUAAAGGAGAAUCGUCAGUGGAAGGAUAGAAAUUACACUCAUAAAAAUAUUGACUCUAGCAGAAGCUGAAAGGAGUGUUGGAAAGUGGUUGAGAGAGAAAGAAAAGCAAUCUCUAGAAAGUAUAUAGUGUUACUCAAAAGCAUUGAGAAAAUACUAUGGGAUAUAGCACAUUAUGACAAUAAUAAGAUUUAAUAUCGAAUCAGCAUUGUACUUCGUGACAUCAACAUGAGUUCACGUCACGCCCUUUACACCGUCGAGGUGGGUGAUACUAAAUUCACAAUCCUGAAGAGAUAUCAGAAUUUGAAGCCCAUAGGUUCUGGAGCUCAGGGCAUAGUUUGUGCUGCUUAUGAUACAGUGACCCAGCAAAAUGUGGCGAUCAAAAAGCUGUCGAGACCUUUUCAGAAUGUCACACAUGCCAAAAGAGCCUACAGGGAGUUCAAACUUAUGAAAUUAGUCAAUCACAAAAAUAUCAUUGGUCUGCUAAAUGCAUUCACGCCACAGCGCACACUUGAAGAAUUUCAAGAUGUCUAUUUGGUCAUGGAGCUUAUGGACGCAAACCUCUGCCAGGUUAUUCAGAUGGACCUGGAUCACGAGCGAAUGUCAUAUCUGCUAUAUCAAAUGCUGUGUGGAAUAAAGCAUCUCCACUCGGCGGGAAUAAUACACAGAGAUUUGAAACCAUCCAAUAUUGUGGUCAAGUCUGAUUGUACAUUAAAAAUCUUAGACUUUGGAUUGGCUCGCACAGCUGGCACGACAUUCAUGAUGACACCUUAUGUCGUCACGAGGUACUAUCGGGCACCGGAAGUGAUUCUCGGCAUGGGAUAUCACGAGAACGUGGACAUUUGGUCUGUCGGCUGUAUAAUGGGUGAGAUGAUUCGUGGAGGUGUUCUUUUCCCUGGAACAGAUCACAUUGAUCAGUGGAACAAGAUUAUAGAGCAACUUGGCACACCGUCGGCGUCUUUCAUGGCUCGUCUUCAGCCAACUGUUCGCAACUAUGUGGAGAAUAGGCCACGAUAUACCGGUUAUCAGUUCGACAAACUCUUCCCGGACGUCCUCUUUCCGAGUGACUCCAGCGAGCACAGUCGCUUGAGGGCGAGUCAGGCGCGGGAUCUGCUCAGCAAGAUGCUCGUCGUGGAUCCCGAGCACAGAAUUUCGGUGGAUCAAGCUUUAGUCCAUAGUUACAUAAAUGUGUGGUAUGACGAGAGUGAAGUGAACGCGCCGGCUCCUGGUCCAUAUGAUCACAGUGUUGACGAGCGUGAGCACACUGUUGAGCAAUGGAAGGAACUCAUCUAUCAGGAGGUGAUGGAAUAUGAGGCGCGCAGUAAUAAUACAGACACGACCGACGGUAAUCCGCGGUAGAGGGACGUACAAUAAGCAAGGAGAGAGAGAGAGUGACACAUUGAUGGGUGGAAAGUGAGUCCGUGUCCUCUAGCAAUAGUAAUAAAAAAAGAGAAAAAGGAACCUUUUAAGUGUACAUAAUAAGUUUUUGAUUAUUGAGGAAAAAAAAAGUGAGUCAAGGAUGAUGAGAAAGCAUACAAAAAGGAAAAAAAUUGAUCUUUGAUAAAACUUAAGAAUGUGUGUAGAGGGACGAAAAGAAGACAUGUAUAACUAUUGUAUUUUAAAUUAGAAAUUACCAUCUAAUGUAAGUUUACUGUGGAGAGAUGCAAAUGAGAUUUCGAGCAUAAAUGCGAAGAUGUCGUUUUCAAUCAUCCGAAGGAAGACAUGGAAAAAAUGCAAACGGUUUCACGUUCGAAACACGAUAUUGAUGCAAGAAAGGAAGAGGAUAAUUGAAAAAAAAUUGAGAAUGACAUGUUGCAGGAAAUGAACUGUUAACCGAUUGAAAAAAGGGACAGAAAGAGUGAAAAUGUCAAGGAUAUUUAAAAAAUCCGCAUGUGACAAAAGUAUGCAAAAUGUUUUGGUGAACAAAGGAAAAUUUUGUUUAAUCUGUGCAAUAGAAAGGGAUUAAAAAAGAAUCAAUAAGUCUACGAUAUAAAAUGGAGAAAAUAAAAACACACAGUUUGUAUUGAUGAGAAAUAAUUAUAAAUGUGAUUUUAUAGUGCAACAGUGAUUAUAAUAAGAAGGAAAAUUGGAAGGAAAAAAAAAUCCGCAGUGAAGAUCAACAAUCUUUAAUAAUAAAUUCUCAACGUAGAGCAAAAAGAAAAAUGUAAAUUCCAUAGACAGUAAAAGUUCAAUUUUUUCGUAAAAAAAAA
Molecule: messenger RNA, 2607 nt
Organism: Phlebotomus argentipes
Lineage: Eukaryota; Metazoa; Arthropoda; Insecta; Diptera; Psychodidae
Gene: bsk
Product: stress-activated protein kinase JNK
Exons: 8
Coding region: 626-1756 (376 amino acids)
Biological process (GO): JNK cascade; protein phosphorylation
Cellular component (GO): cytoplasm; nucleus
Molecular function (GO): JUN kinase activity; ATP binding
Source: RefSeq, a predicted model, not a curated record